AAUUUCAGAAUCCAAAGUUCUGUCGGCUCUUCUCAACUAUGCAAAAGGUGUAUUCAGUGAUAAACAGCAUCAUGUGACGUGUGACGGUGUUUCCCAACAGGUGAUACUGUUGGCAUUUUGGCAGGACACCUCUUUGUGUGGGAAUGCCUCUUUCACUGCAGGACAUUUAGCGUCUAUGACCUCUGUCCUCCAUAUGCUGAUAGCUUCCCUUCAGUCAUGGUGAUUACUGAAAAUGCCUCUGAUGUUUAAUUAUACCUCCUGGAAGAAUGGAAUCAGAUGCGGCUGAAAACUAUUGGCCAGUAGGAUCAAAUUGAGAAUUUCUGAGAAAAUUAUCCUUGAGAUCAGAGUAUCUCCAAAAGCAUCUUCUGCUUUUUCUUCAAAAGACAAGCUCAUGUGAAAAGACCUGGAUUUGAAGAAAUAAGUUCUUUUUUGUAAGGCUCACAGCUGAUGAAAACUUGGCCAGUCUGAGUAACAGGGAAAACAAAUAUUGUUUGGAGGAAUUGAGGGAGUGGAAGACAGGCCUAGACUGGCACCUGGCUUGCAUCAGUGGGUAAUUGAGAGUCUGUUCUACCUCUCUCCCUUGGCAUUGUCUUCACAUACCACUUCAAGGAAUAGUGACUAGGCUCGAAAGUUCCACAGAUAAUCCAAAAAAAUCUGUUCAAGUUGGCAUCUAUCAACAGGUUACUUGAAUUUCAAAGAGAGGAGCAGAAAUGCCACCACCAGUAGGUGCCCCACUACAUCCACCUCCUGAUGGAGGCUGGGGCUGGGUGGUAGUUGCAGCAUCUUUUAUCUCCAUUGGAUUUUCAUACGCAUUCCCCAAAGCUGUCACAGUGUUCUUCAAAGAAAUUCAGCAAAUAUUCAACACUUCCUAUAGUGAAAUAGCCUGGAUAUCAUCCAUUAUGCUGGCUGUUAUGUAUGCAGGAGGUCCCAUAAGCAGUGUUCUGGUGAAUAAGUAUGGUAGCCGACCAGUGGUGAUAGUAGGAGGUUUAUUAUGCUGUUUGGGAAUGGUCACAGCCUCUUUUAGUACCAGCGUAAUAGAGCUUUACCUCACUAUGGGACUCAUUUGUGGUUUAGGUCUAGCCUUCAACCUGCAACCUGCCCUGACAAUCAUUGGCAAAUAUUUCUAUAAGAAACGACCCAUGGCUAAUGGCCUCGCCAUGGCAGGAAGUCCUGUUUUCUUAAGCACACUGGCUCCCUUCAAUCAGUACCUUUUUAAUACUUUUGGCUGGAAAGGAAGCUUCUUGAUUUUGGGAGGUAUAUUGUUGAAUGCCUGUGUGGCUGGGUCCCUCAUGAGACCCGUUGAACCCAAACAAGUUACCAGGAGGUCUAAAAAUAAAAUUGGCAUAAGAGUGGAUGAUGAUUCAGAUGUGACGAAAAGACUUAGGAAGAAACCAACAUGGGAAAGAAUUAAUAAGUAUUUAGAUUUCUCCCUUUUUAAGCAUAGGGGAUUUCUGAUAUACUUAUCUGGAAAUGUCAUUAUGUUUCUGGGGUUUUUUGCCCCCAUUAUAUUCUUGGCUCCCUAUGCUAAAGACAAAGGAAUCGAUGAAUAUUCUGCAGCUUUCUUGCUGUCCAUUAUGGCUUUUGUUGAUAUGUUUGCUAGACCGGCUGGAGGAGUCAUUGCAAAUUCCAGACUUAUCCGACCCCGAAUCCAGUACUUCUUCAGUUUUGCAAUCAUGUUCAAUGGAGUGUGUCAUCUCCUGUGCCCGUUGGCAGAGGACUACACAAGCCUGGUGUUAUAUGCUAUAUUUUUUGGUCUUGGAUUUGGGAGUGUUAGCAGUGUCCUCUUUGAGUCUCUCAUGGACCUGGUUGGACCCCAAAGGUUUUCCAGCGCUGUGGGACUCGUCACCGUGGUGGAGUGUUGCCCGGUUCUUCUUGGUCCUCCUCUCGCUGGUAAAUUGGUGGAUGAAACUGGACAGUAUAAAUACAUGUAUAUAGCCUGCGGAACUAUUGUGUUCCUAUCAAGUGUGUGGCUGCUCAUUGGCAACGCUAUAAACUACAGAUUGCUUGCAAAGGAAAAGAAGCAGGAAGAAGGAAGGAUGAAAUCAUUGAAUAUACCUGAAUCCAAAGAGUCUGAACCCCUGAACAAAUCUAAACCUCAUGACAUUGACAUCAAAAGUACAGAAACAGGGAACAAUCCCUCAGAAAGAGAAACUAAUAUUUAACAAGAAUCACAUCUCUGAUUUCAGUGUUUAUGACUUUCUUAGGAGUUUUUUUUUUUUUUUCAAAAUUUCGGGAAAGUUUUUACUUGAAAUGAGGAGUCAUAAUUAAGGAUGGAGAUCAGACUUUCCUCAAUGGCAAAUUUUUAUAAGUUUGUUUUUUAAACCUUGUUUGGAUAGUUAAAUUCUGAGAUUAUGCCUAUAAAAAAUCCAUGCAAUGGGUUUAUUUCCAUUCAUGACUCGGGCUGUCAUGGUUAAAAUAAUUUUAAAGUCUUCCAGUGACUUCCAGUCUUGGUUAUAGAGAUCUGAAUCCCAAACCCCUGGUUCAAGUAGUUAGAAGGAGUCUGUUUAAUCCAAUAAGAAUACCCUGUCCAAAUUUUAUUUUUAGUGUUAAAUGAAAUUGAAAGAAAAUGAAUUUUCUUCUACUUGCACACACACACAUCCACACUCACUUAUAUGUACACAUGUGCACAAAGUAUCCAGCAAACAAAAGACAAAUAAGUUCAAAAAGAAUAUUAUCACUUUUUUAACUUAAAAAAUAAAUACAUGGAGAAUGAAGACAUGUGUUAUAUCAGCAUAAUACUUUAUAAUAUAAAUUUUGAAGAUAAGAACAUGGGUGAAAAUGAGGAUGAUCUUAAUUUGAAAAUGCAACUAACUGAGUAAAAAAAGUAUUUGCAUAUAUAAAAUAAAUUUGAAAAAAAAAAACCCUCUCCAUUUUAAACCAUUAUUUCUUCAUACUGUUAGAUUUGAUUAAUUCACGCACAUGACUUCUUUGAGGAUGAACAUUAGUACCUGGUGCUAGAGAAUAGAACCCUCCAAUAAUUCUUACUUAAUAUGUAAAUCAAAUUAAAAGCCUAAGUGACUCCUCACAAUGAGCUGCCUUCAUUGAUUUUAAAAGGAUUUUAGUUACUAAUCCAGAAAGUAAUAACCAGGGAUUUCUUUUAAUCAGAACUCAAUCCAGACUCAACUGUCAUACCGAGACUUCAAAAUGGAAUCUACCAGAAUCCUGGUUGACAGGCUGACAAAUAGGCCAAAUUCUAAUUUUUCCCAACAUGUUGCAGCAAUCAGAGUGUUACUGUUAUGAAUGAUCCAUCUGAGUAAAGCUGAUUAAGAGUGAGAGGUGCUUAUACUGAGCCCUCUAAAUUCUCUCAUUUCUCUUCCCUCCCUAAAAUGCAAAAGCAAAACACAGAAAUCCAAGCAGGCCUUUUGCUCAGCCACUGAAAUUCCUCAUGUUGCAGGAAUGGCAACACUUCAAAAUCCCACCCCCUCCUGAUGAGACUUUCUGCUACCUGGAACCAUAACUGGGAGACCGUUAGAAAAGGUUUCUAGAACUGGAAGCUGCAUGUAACUUGGAACAUACACUCGUGAGGGGUAGGCAUAGUUCACCACACUAUAGCAAGAAGCCCGCAACAUUGCCGGCCACUUUCUUUUAGCAGUUUCUCAUUUUCAUAAUGAUGCUAAAACAUCUGAGAACCUGAAUCACCCUUGGAUAUAGAGGCAUAAGAUUUACUGUGUACUCAGGACUAAAAAUACCAUUUAGAGUAAUACAGUACUUUUAUACAAGAAAGGAUUUGUGCCUUAUGGCUAAAGUUAUAAGUAUUUACAUCAGUAAAUAUGAGUUUAAAUUAAGAGUAUGAUCAAUGAAAAACCUUUAAUGCUUGAUUAUUGAAGUGAUGUUACUCUUAAGAUGUCAAAAGGAAUCUGCUGUUUAUUUAUUUAUUUUUUUUUUUAUUGCAGUGGAGGCAGGUGCUAUCUUAUUUUCUAUGAGAUUGUACCUGGACUCCAAGCUUUUGAGAUAGUUGACAUUAAGGAUCUGAUUUGUAAAAUCUAUGCACUGGUUAAGCACGUAGCUCCUAUUUAGGAAGCUACAUAAAAUCCCAUAUUUCAUUUAGCAUUCACUUCUUUCGCAGAUGAAGACGAAUUUGUGUUUUUUUAAAAAAAAUAUUAAAUAAAACCACUUGUGCCAAUACCAUAGGUAAAUAAAUCAGGCUAAAUGUGGCAGUGUAUGGCUGUUUUUAAUUUAGUUUUGCCCAAUCUUGAGUCUUGAAUGAGCUACUCUCAUAUUAUUAGUGCUUUUGUAUUCAACUCUGACUCAUCAUAAGAAACGCAACACCAUAAAUUGUGUAGUAGCUCUCCAAUCUUAAACAUUUCCAAAAUAUGUAUUCAGUUCUCUGAGGACACAUAUUUAAAUUAAUAUACAUAUCAGAUCCCAGGGGGAAAUAAACAGCAAAGUAAUGAUAGUGGGGUAUUGGGCCCAAGGCUUCAGUCCUUUUUGUCACUUGCUGGUAGAGACAACCUGGCAGGUGCAUUCCAGUAACUUCCUCCACGGAAGGAGAUUUAUUUACUUAUUGAUGAGGUUUUUGUGAGGUCAAAACCAGUUCAUAUACGUUUUGUUGGUCUUUGGUCAUCUUCAUUAACUUUUCGUUUCUAACACUGUAUAUUAAAUUGUUAAAAAAAAAGAAAGGGAAGUAAAAUUGCACAUUUCAAAGCACAUCAUAUGUAUACAGCCAUGCCUAGCAGCAGCACCACACAAAGUGUCAAAUUUGCGCACAUAUUAAUUCCCAUAGGAAAUUUUGGAAACGAGAACAUUCAUAUAGUCUAGAGAAAGUAGUAUAGUUGGCCUCUGUGUCUGCAGUGAUCGGUGUAGAACUAAUUUCUACCCCUAGGGAAUGACAGGUUUUAGCUGUUCAAGAGGUCAUGAAGCAAAAUCAUAGUACACCAUUAAAAUUUCUUUUAUUCCCAUUUCCCCACUGGGGAAUUGCAAAGAAGGGAGGUUAUCAACCUGGGUACUAAAAGAAUUCAUGAUCCCUGGAGACUUUAAGUAUUUUUCUACUUAUGGUAACUAGUAGUCCAUGUUUUUCACAAUUUAACCUUAAAUAUGCCUUCACUAAUUUAUGAAUAGAAUAUUGGGUAUAGACUUGUCCUGACCUGUCCCUACCCUCUUUCCUGAUCCUUUUUUUGAUUCCAAUCAACACAUGUCUAAGAGGCACUGGGUCAGGCUCUAGUGUGCUUCACAUUGGAAGACAUUGGAAGACAUGUUUUCUCAAUGUAAAUUCACAUGAGUUUCACUUCUUUAGUAUCAGGUUCCAACUAUCUUAUCUCAUGCCCCACCCAUGGACACUAGAAAAUAAGUAAAAUAAGUUUGAGAUAUUUGAAUGUACACUAUAAAAAUCUUUUUUUUUUUUUUUUUUUUUUUUACUCCUUUUUCUUCUGGCUGCACAAGACAAUUGAGGAUAACUGAAAAAAAAAAAAACCCGCAAGAUGUAUGUAAAUGUAAGUUUUUAUGUUGAUAAUGUAAAAUGUAGAGAUAUCCUUAAUCAGUAUUGAAAAUUAUUUUCCAUCCCAAAGUACCUUUUUAAAAAUCCUCUUGUAUGUGUUGCACUUUUAAUAAAAUUAAAAAGCAUGA
Canis lupus familiaris (dog) is the source of this 5562-nucleotide messenger RNA. RefSeq names its product solute carrier family 16 member 7 (gene SLC16A7). NCBI's taxonomy places the organism in Eukaryota, Metazoa, Chordata, Mammalia, Carnivora, Canidae. Bases 711 to 2162 code for a protein of 483 amino acids. The record is from RefSeq and is a predicted model, not a curated record. Gene Ontology annotation, cellular component: membrane. Gene Ontology annotation, biological process: monocarboxylic acid transport; transmembrane transport. The transcript is spliced from 8 exons. Gene Ontology annotation, molecular function: monocarboxylic acid transmembrane transporter activity.